AUGGUGAGGAUUAGGAGAGAAUUUGUGAGUGCUGGACGCACUUUCAGACUUAGAGAUGAAGAGGAUGAAGACGUUCAAGUUGUGGAACCUCCUGCCAAAUCACCCAAGAAGGGAUCUGGAACUCGUGGGGGAAAAAAGAGGAAGCAGACUACUCGAACUAGAGAGCAAUCUGGUGAACCAUCUGUUGAACAUCAAACUGAAGAGCAUCUAGUCAGUGGCAGUGAAGAGGAACUGGAGCAGCCCACCAAUGCUAAUGCAUCUGUCAUGAAAUCACCCAGGAAGGGAAAAAAGACCACUAAAUGGAAGAGGAAGUCACCAAGGACAAGGUCUGGUGUCCAGGAUACUAUGCCAACUGCUCAACGCAGUGGAGAGAAAAAGCAUCCUGCAAAUAAGCAACCUAAGACUCAAACUGCAGAGCAACCUACCCCCUUGCCAAAGUUCAUUGAUGAUGAUGCCAGGGAUAGAAAGUCAGCUACUAAGUUCUGUUCAUCCAACUCUGAGGUCAUUUCUUUGUUUGAGGAUCUCAGACAACACAUCAUACUCCUUGAAGAUGGUCUGAUGAUGACCAUGUCAUCCGAACAACAAGCCACCUUCAUCGAAAAAAGAAAUCUGCUGGUGCCCCCCACUCCUCAAGACAAUGAAAAUGCGCACCAAAAGGAGCCGAGAUCUGAGCCAACUACUGAAACCACUCCAGAAUACCGUGCCUCCAGUUCUCAGCCACAGGACAAGGGAAAGGCUCCAGCAAUUGAAGAAGAAACUGAUGAUGAUGAUGAUGAGGACACUGAAGAGGAAGAAGAUCCUGCUCAGUUUCGUCUGGCAAGAAGAAGGCCUGGAUCCUCCAAGAUCACCAUUUAG
Coffea eugenioides is the source of this 855-nucleotide messenger RNA. RefSeq lists its product as uncharacterized. The coding region runs from base 1 to 855 and encodes 284 amino acids. Lineage: Eukaryota; Viridiplantae; Streptophyta; Magnoliopsida; Gentianales; Rubiaceae. The record is from RefSeq and is a predicted model, not a curated record. The transcript has 3 exons.